This is a messenger RNA of Lucilia sericata (common green bottle fly), 532 nucleotides long. RefSeq lists its product as uncharacterized. The transcript is spliced from 2 exons. The record is from RefSeq and is a predicted model, not a curated record. The annotation marks the transcript as partial. NCBI's taxonomy places the organism in Eukaryota, Metazoa, Arthropoda, Insecta, Diptera, Calliphoridae.
UCGAUGCUUGGACAGAUAUUAAAUCCUUUGCCGAAGAUAUACUACGUGAUGCAACCAUGGAAAUCUCCUCACUACCACCCACACCAGAAAAAGAAAAAAUGCCCUCAGAACCACAACCGAUCACUGGAAAACCACCAAUCAAAAAGAAGCUUACCCGUACCAAAUCUCUACGUUUCUCUUUCACACGCAGUAUAUCACGCGAAAUGUAUGAAUCACAAAGUGAACAUCUUAAAGAUGGUUGUACGCCCAUUUUAGUGGUGGACUCAAAUGCCAUGCUACAGAGUUUUCUAAAAGCCACAGCCGAUAAUCAACAAAAUAAACUGAAAGGCAUACAAGAUGUUGAUACCGAUGAGGAAUCCUCGCCAGAAGCAGACUCAAAUAAUACCCAAAACAGCAUAAAAGAACGUAUAAAAAUAUCAACAAUUUGUUGUAUACAAUAAAAACUAGCUAAACUUUACCUUGGAAAAAUAUUAGUUAAUAAUUUUACACAAGAACUUUUAUAUUAAUAUAAUAAAUAAUACAAUUUUAUAAA